AUGGCUUCUACAGAUAGUAUAUCUAUGGCCAUUGCUGCCGGGACAGAGGCUGCUCGCCAGCCUUCUGUCCCAGCUGCUACCUUUGAUUUACCUGCUGUGCAACACGUUCUCUCGGAGUUGCCUGAAUCAUCUUCAUCUUUGUCAGACCGAGGCACGGAGACGCUCAGCUUGGAAGAGCAAGAGAAGAUGUUUCGUGCCUUGAAAAAUGUCAUUGAGGGUGCCGAUGCGGAGGCUGGAAAUGCUUUUGAUCUCAAGGAACUGCAUGCAUCGCUGGAACAGGCUGAUGCGGAUGCACGACGUGGUCGAAGAGAUUCGGAGUCCUUGCAGAGUGUGCUGAAGGUCAUUAACCAGCUAUGGGCCAGUGAUUCCGAAUUCCUGGCCCAGGCCGCUGAGAUUCUGGCUAAUGGGAGUCGGGACCUAUCAUGGCGUGGUCCAAUUGGGCAAUCCGGGAUUCUAAAAUUCUUUUUGGAGGUCAUCUCAUCAAAGAAGGAUUUGGAUGUCAAAUUACUGCUUCAUUCUUUGCGGCUUGUGGGAAAUUCUUGCGCUGACACAAAUGAGAACAGGCAGAUUGUUGUGGAGGGUUCCUAUACACUCCCGAUUAUCCGGCAUUUCCUCAAUCCUGAGUUGGUCCAUGUCGCGAUUCCAGUCAUUUACAACAUCUGCAUGGACUACGAGCCCGCACAUGCCCAGAUGGCUGAGAAUCGAACGGCGUACAUCAUCUUGAAACUUCUCAAAGAUGGUGCCAUUAAGGAUAAUGGUGCUCUGCUCAGCUUCUCUUAUGACCUGGUGGAGCUGGCCUCAGAACAAGAGAAAGGCAUUGAAAACUCCCCUGAUGGAACAGUCUGGCUUCUCACGCAGCUCGCCCUAGAAGAGACCGAGUUCGAACACUUCUCAUCGCUAGUGAACAGUCUCUCGGCUUAUUUGGAAAAGGAGCGAUUCCAAAACGCCUGUAUUUCGAAUGACAUGGUCGAGGACGUGCUAUCUGUCCUUCGUCGGUCCUUCUCGAUCGACAUCGACGAGUCCUCCAAAGAGGAGGUUUCGGGUCUUGCCCAGAUUAAGCUCAAAAUCAACCAGGCCCUUGCUGAAGUUUCAGCCUCGUCUUUGUUCGCUGAGCACUAUCCGCUUGACUCAGCCAUAGCCCACACAUUAAAGUCAUGGAUUGUCGCGGAAGAAGAUCAACUUCAAAUCUGCGCAUGCGUUAUGCUCGGAAAUCUGGCUCGAUCUGAUGAGGUCUGCCAAGUGAUGGUGCGGGACUUGAAAAUUCAUGAAGAGUUGAUCUCCGUCCUCAAGAAUGGCUCUCGCGGUGCCGUCCUUCACUCGGCUCUUGGUUUCUUGAAGAACCUUGCAAUCGCUGGUGAUAACCGGGUCAGCCUUGCGGAAGCCGGGAUUAUCCCGGCAGUAUCCCGCUUAUGGGCGUUUGAGUCUGUGCCACAGGUCCAAUUCUCUGCCGCGACUAUUGCUCGCCAGGUAACCAUCUCUUCUAUGGACAAUAUCUCGCGUCUACUGGCUCCGCUGUCGGAAGAUCCCGAUUCUCCUGCUCACAAGCGGACUUAUCUUUCUUUACUCUUGUCUCUCUUUGAAAAGACUGACUCUGCGCCUAUCAAGACAGAGAUUGGACGUACCGUGGCUUCCAUUUGCCGAACGGUUUCUCCAAAGGCUCGUGAAGGAGAUGAGGAAGCCAAGUCACUGUUGGAGAAAUUGUAUACCCUUCACGAGGGUGUUGCUCGACCGGUCGGUGCGAUGAUUACUCAAACUCAAUGGCCUGUUGUUCGAAGUGAAGGAUGGUUUGCUUUGGCUUUGAUGGCAAACAACCAGUCAGGCUGUAUAGCUGUGGUGGACUGCUUGCACAACGAAGAGGUUGCAAUGCUACUCAAGAAAACUCCGAGCGGGGAGUCUUCUGCUUCGGAUGUUUCGAACGACUCCAACGAACCGAAUACCACCCAAGUUGCCAAGGAUCGCGAUAAUGCGUUUGUUCUUGUGCAGGAAUUGUUAAAGAAUGAGGCUGGCGCACUUCCAAUGAGUCAUCGGCAGGCGAUAGAAGACUUAGCGAAGAACAGCGCAUUGCGACAGUUGAAGCCUGCGCAGAAUGCCUGA
Molecule: messenger RNA, 2094 nt
Organism: Penicillium daleae
Lineage: Eukaryota; Fungi; Ascomycota; Eurotiomycetes; Eurotiales; Aspergillaceae
Exons: 6
Coding region: 1-2094 (697 amino acids)
Biological process (GO): positive regulation of GTPase activity
Cellular component (GO): cytosol
Molecular function (GO): guanyl-nucleotide exchange factor activity
Source: RefSeq, a predicted model, not a curated record